Messenger RNA from Verticillium alfalfae VaMs.102, 2938 nucleotides. Its product is annotated as elongation factor 2. Bases 227 to 2689 code for a protein of 820 amino acids. Gene Ontology annotation, biological process: translational elongation. The record is from RefSeq and is a predicted model, not a curated record. Lineage: Eukaryota; Fungi; Ascomycota; Sordariomycetes; Glomerellales; Plectosphaerellaceae. Gene Ontology annotation, cellular component: cytosol; ribonucleoprotein complex. The transcript is spliced from 4 exons. Gene Ontology annotation, molecular function: translation elongation factor activity; GTPase activity; GTP binding.
AAAACCUCCCCAAAGCAACGAUAAAAGAGUGACGGUGGAACAUCUCCAUUGUCAUUUUUGGCUUGUUGCAACCCCCGACUAUCUACAGCUUUAGAUUGCCCUUUCGCUAGAAAGCGCAUCUAAGCAUCUUCCGCGCGCGGGGCAGAGUCUUUUUGACCCCGCUUCCAACAACAACACAUCGACAAAUUUUCCAACCAGGAAGUUCACCCCCAGAACUACCGCCAAGAUGGUCAACUUCACCACUGAGGAGAUCCGGCAGCUUAUGGACAAGCCUUGCAAUGUCCGUAACAUGUCCGUCAUUGCUCACGUCGACCACGGCAAGUCGACCCUCACCGACUCCCUCCUGUCCAAGGCCGGUAUCAUUUCCACCGCCAAGGCCGGUGACCAGCGAGCGACGGACACGAGAGCCGACGAGCAGGAGCGUGGUAUCACCAUCAAGUCUACCGCCAUCUCCCUGUUCGGUCAGCUCCCCGACCCUGAGGACAUCAAGGAUAUCGUUGGCCAGAAGACCGACGGCACCGACUUCCUGAUCAACCUGAUCGACUCGCCCGGUCACGUUGAUUUCUCCUCCGAGGUCACCGCCGCUCUCCGUGUCACCGACGGUGCUCUCGUCGUCGUCGACACCGUCGAGGGUGUCUGCGUCCAGACCGAGACUGUCCUGCGUCAGGCCCUUGGUGAGCGCAUCAAGCCUGUUGUCAUCAUCAACAAGGUCGACCGUGCUCUCCUCGAGCUUCAGGUCUCCAAGGAGGAUCUGUACCAGUCCUUCUCCCGUACCAUCGAGUCCGUCAACGUCAUCAUCUCCACCUACUUUGACAAGUCUCUCGGUGACGUUCAGGUCUACCCCGACCGCGGUACCGUUGCCUUCGGCUCCGGGCUCCAGGGGUGGGCCUUCACCAUUCGCCAGUUCGCGUCUCGCUACGCCAAGAAGUUCGGUGUCGACCGCAACAAGAUGAUGGAGCGUCUCUGGGGCGACAACUACUUCAACCCCGCCACCAAGAAGUGGACCAAGAACGGCACCUACGAGGGCAAGCAGCUCGAGCGUGCCUUCAACCAGUUCAUCCUCGACCCCAUCUUCAAGAUCUUCGCCGCCGUCAUGAACUUCAAGAAGGAGGAGACCACCACCCUCCUCGAGAAGCUUAACCUCAAGCUCUCCGCUGAUGACCGCGAGAAGGAGGGCAAGCAGCUCCUCAAGGCCGUCAUGCGCACCUUCCUCCCCGCCGCCGACGCCCUCCUCGAGAUGAUGAUUCUCCACCUCCCCUCGCCCGUCACGGCCCAGAAGUACCGUGCCGAGACCCUGUACGAGGGUCCCGUCGACGAUGCCGCCGCCAUCGGUAUCCGUGACUGUGACCCCAAGGGUCCCCUCAUGCUGUACGUCUCCAAGAUGGUGCCCACCUCCGACAAGGGUCGUUUCUACGCCUUCGGUCGUGUCUUCUCCGGUACCGUCAAGUCCGGCAUCAAGGUCCGCAUUCAGGGCCCCAACUACGUUCCCGGCCGCAAGGAGGACCUCUUCAUCAAGGCCAUCCAGCGUACCGUCCUCAUGAUGGGCGGCAAGGUCGAGCCCAUCGACGACAUGCCCGCCGGCAACAUUGUCGGUCUCGUCGGUAUCGACCAGUUCCUCCUCAAGUCUGGUACCCUCACCACCCUGGACACUGCCCACAACCUCAAGGUCAUGAAGUUCUCCGUCUCCCCCGUCGUCCAGCGCUCUGUCCAGUGCAAGAACGCCCAGGAUCUCCCCAAGCUCGUCGAGGGUCUCAAGCGUCUGUCCAAGUCUGACCCUUGCGUCCUGACCUCGACCUCCGAGUCCGGUGAGCACGUCGUUGCCGGUGCCGGUGAGCUCCACCUCGAGAUUUGCCUGAACGAUCUCGAGAACGACCACGCUGGUGUUCCUCUCAUCAUCUCCGACCCCGUCGUCGCUUUCCGUGAGACCGUCGGCGCCAAGUCUUCCAUGACCGCCCUGUCCAAGUCCCCCAACAAGCACAACCGUAUCUACAUGGAGGCUGAGCCCAUUGACGAGGAGCUCUGCAAGGAGAUCGAGGGUGGCAAGGUCAGCCCCCGUGACGAUUUCAAGGUCCGCGCUCGUAUCCUCGCCGACGACUUCGGCUGGGAUGUCACCGACGCCCUACCUCAACGAAAUCAAGGACUCCAUGGUCUCUGGUUUCCAGUGGGCCACCCGCGAGGUCCCGUUGCCGAGGAGCCCAUGCGCGCCAUCCGCUUCAACAUCAUGGACGUCACCCUCCACGCCGAUUCCAUUCACCGUGGUACCGGUCAGAUCAUGCCCACCACCCGUCGUGUCCUGUACGCCGCUUCGCUUCUCGCCGAGCCCGGUCUCCUCGAGCCCGUCUUCCUCGUCGAGAUUCAGGUUCCCGAGCAGGCCAUGGGUGGUGUCUACGGUGUCCUUACCCGUCGUCGUGGCCACGUCUUCGGCGAGGAGCAGCGCCCCGGCACUCCCCUCUUCACCAUCAAGGCCUACCUGCCCGUCAUGGAGUCCUUCGGCUUCAACGCCGAUCUGCGCCAGGCCACCUCCGGCCAGGCCUUCCCCCAGAUGGUCUUCGACCACUGGCAGAUCCUGCCCGGUGGCUCUCCCCUUGACCCCACCUCCAAGACCGGUGGCAUUGUCCAGACGAUGCGUAAGCGCAAGGGUAUCAAGGUUGAGGUGCCCGGCGUUGAGAACUACUACGACAAGUUGUAAACGCCUCAUUCAAGGGCUAUCGAAGCCUGGCGCCGACACGUCCCUCGUGACGUCCAGUUGUCGUCAGGCUUCGUGGGCCAUCCCGUCCCACCGGCCACGAAAGAGAAGCCGAUUGUGCGGGAAUGGCGAAGGAGCUAUCAAAAUGGGGAGGCUUUACUGAGGCAGUCAGCCAUGAAGCCCAUCUCAUGCGUUUGAUUGCCAUGACACGGCUAGUAGUUUUUUUGCUAAGGAAUUGAUGACUGUUCUAAA